Molecule: messenger RNA, 11733 nt
Organism: Malurus melanocephalus (red-backed fairy wren)
Lineage: Eukaryota; Metazoa; Chordata; Aves; Passeriformes; Maluridae
Gene: MID2
Product: midline 2
Exons: 10
Coding region: 136-2199 (687 amino acids)
Molecular function (GO): zinc ion binding; protein binding
Source: RefSeq, a predicted model, not a curated record
GUGCGCGCCGCCGCCGCCGCCGUGUCCCCGCGCCUCCAAGAUGCCCGGGCAGCGGCGGGGAGGCUCCCGCGGGCCGCCGGUUCCUGACCGCCUUCCCUGGUUUUUGAUGCUGAAUCAGGAUUGUGUUAACUAAAGAUGGAAACACUGGAGUCAGAAUUGACCUGCCCAAUCUGUCUGGAGUUAUUUGAGGACCCCCUUCUGCUACCCUGUGCCCACAGCCUCUGCUUCAGCUGUGCCCACCGCAUUCUGGUGUCCAGCUGCUCCUCCAGUGAGUCCAUCGAGCCCAUCACCGCCUUCCAGUGCCCCACCUGCCGCUAUGUCAUCUCCCUCAAUCACCGGGGCCUGGAGGGCCUCAAGAGGAAUGUGACUCUGCAGAACAUCAUCGACCGCUUCCAGAAGGCGUCCCUGAGUGGCUCCAACUCCCCCAGCGAGAGCCGCCGCGAGAGGACCUAUCGCAACAGCCCUACCAUGUCUGUGGCCGGCGAGAGGAUCGCCUGCCAGUUCUGCGAGCAGGAUCCGCCCCGCGAUGCCGUCAAGACCUGCAUCACCUGCGAGGUGUCCUACUGCGACCGCUGCCUGCGGGCCACGCACCCCAACAAGAAACCCUUCACCAGCCACCGGCUGGUGGAGCCGGUGCCCGACGCGCACUUCCGUGGGCUCACGUGCCUGGAGCACGAGAACGAGAAGGUGAACAUGUAUUGUGUUGCUGAUGACCAGCUCAUCUGUGCCUUAUGUAAACUGGUGGGUCGCCACCGAGACCACCAAGUGGCAUCGCUCAGUGAUCGCUUUGAGAAGCUAAAGCAAACCCUGGAGACAAAUCUCACCAACCUGGUUAAACGCAACAGUGAACUGGAAAACCAGAUGGCCAAGCUGAUACAGAUCUGCCAACAAGUGGAGGUGAACACAGCCAUGCAUGAGGCCAAGCUGAUGGAGGARUGUGAUGAGCUGAUGGAGAUCAUCCGCCAGCGCAAGCAGGUCAUCGCUGUCAAGAUCAAGGAGACAAAGGUGAUGAAGCUGCGGAAGCUGGCCCAGCAGGUUGCCAACUGCCGGCAGUGCCUGGAGCGCUCCACRGUCCUCAUCAACCAGGCUGAGCACAUCCUCAAGGAGAACGAUCACGCGCGGUUCCUGCAGACCGCCAGGAACGUGGCUGAGAGGGUCGCCAUGGCAACUGCAUCCUCGCAAGUCCUCAUACCAGACAUCAAUUUUAAUGAUGCCUUUGAAAACUUUGCUUUAGAUUUUUCCAGAGAGAAGAAGCUUCUGGAGGGGCUGGAUUAUCUAACAGCACCAAACCCACCGUCGGUCCGUGAGGAGCUCUGCACGGCCUCCCAUGACACCAUCACUGUGCACUGGAUCUCCGAGGACGAGUUCAGCGUCAGCUCCUAUGAGCUCCAGUACACCAUCUUCACUGGCCAGGCCAACUUCAUCAGUCUCUACAACUCCAUGGACAGCUGGAUGAUCGUCCCCAACAUCAAGCAGAACCACUACACAGUACACGGGCUGCAGAGUGGCACCCGCUACAUCUUCCUGGUGAAGGCCAUCAACCAGGCGGGCAGCCGCAACAGUGAGCCCGCCCGCCUCAAGACCAACAGUCAGCCAUUCAAGCUGGAUCCCAAGAUGGCUCACAAGAAGCUGAAGAUCUCCAAUGACGGGCUGCAGAUGGAGAAGGACGAGAGCUCCUUGAAGAAGAGCCACACGCCGGAGAGGUUCAGCGGGACAGGCUGCUACGGCGCGGCUGGCAAUGUCUUCAUCGACAGYGGCUGCCACUACUGGGAGGUGGUUGUGGGAUCCUCCACCUGGUAUGCCAUCGGCGUGGCUUACAAGUCAGCCCCCAAAAAUGAGUGGAUCGGGAAGAACUCCUCUUCUUGGGUCUUCUCCCGCUGCAACAACAACUUUGUGGUGCGGCACAACAACAAGGAGAUGCUGGUGGAAGUGCACCCACAGAUGAAGCGCCUCGGCAUCCUCUUGGACUACGACAACAAUGCACUCUCCUUCUAUGAUCCAGCCAACUCCCUCCACCUCCACACCUUCGAAGUCUCCUUCAUUCUGCCAGUGUGUCCCACUUUCACCAUCUGGAACAAAUCCCUGAUGAUCCUCUCGGGGCUGCCUGCCCCAGACUUCAUCGAUUACCCUGAGCAGCAGGAGUGUAACUGCCGGCCCCAGGAGUCCCCAUAUGUGUCAGGAAUGAAAGCCUGUCACUAGGCUGCCGAGGCCUGCCCGUGCCCCGUGGCAGCACUGGCCAUGCCAGUGGGUGCUGGUGGUCAGAGCUGCCCUCUGGGAGCCCCCUGGCAGCCAUGCCAGAGAGCCACUGUGACGCCCAAGCAAUGGGGCACCGUUCACACCCAGCUCCAUUUUAUUUUAAUGGAAAAGUGGAAGAACCUGGAGCCAUGGCUGGAAAUAAACUGCUUUUGGUGAGCUCCAGAGCACGCAAGAGCAGCUGGAGCAGCUCCCUGGCGGUGGUUCCCAUCCCACCCCUACGAGAUUGUCACCUGGAUGGUUCUGUCUUCCCUUGGGGGCUGAAAAGGCCAGGGCAAGUUUCAGGGUGACCUGAGAUGCCAUGGUGGUCAGGGAAUGGCUUGUGCAUCCCAGGAGGCRCAGGUUGGGACAGGAGGGAUGGGCUCUGGAGCCUGCUGUCAGCUGGUGUGGGGAACCAGAGCACUGAGCAGCACUUUCCGGGGAGGACAUUCCACGUGGCUGAGGCUUGGUGGYUUCUCUGGUGGGGUGGGUGAGGUAUGGAGCCAUCGGGCUCAGUGAGCACUGGCAGUGGUUGUGUGAUGGAUGGGGGUCCUGUGGAGGGCAGGUGGUGGUCUGUGGGAGAACACCUGAGGGUGUUCUCACUGGCUGCCAUGUUGCAGCUGGCAUGGUCCUGAUGCAUUUUCAGGGUCCUACAGUGAAGAGCCAUGGACCCCCACCCCACCAUGGCUCUCCUUUGAGAGCUUCCCAGUAACCAGGGGGGCCUGCAUCCUUGAGGAGCUGUGGCCCCUGGCACAGAGGUUUGGCAGCUGCUCCCUCCCAGUAUGGGGUCUGGCCAGCAGUGCCCUGUCCACACAGGCUUCCAUUAGCGCCCUGUCUGGUGUCCCAGCCGCAAAACCUCAUCUUCCUGCCCUGAGUCCACACCAUAGAGUCCUGCCCCAAGAUGACCACUAUGCUCUAGGGCCCAAAAUCUCAAUUUAYGACCCAAAAUAUUGACUCCUGGUUCAUUCUCCACCAUGCCAGRGGGUUGGACUGGGUGAAUUUUAAAGAUCCCUUCCAGUCCAAUCUCUUCCAUGAUUCUGUGGCAGUGUGAGUGCAGAGCCAAUCUGUGGCAAAGGACUGAGUCCAUCCCAGGGGCUGGAGAUCUUGGUUACUGGGAGCUCUUUGAYUGUCACCAAUAUUCCCACCACCCACGAGCAUCAAGUCUCCUGACCAAGCUCUACUUCCCGGGUUUUUUUAAGAGGCCAGAAGGAGAUGGGCUGGCACACAGUCCCUGUAUCACAGUGGGGGUCCAUGGCACAGUUUGGGGCCAGUGGGCAURUGAGUGGCUGGGACAUUGUGGGGACAAGGUGUUCAGGCAUUGUGGUGGCCCAAGGCAGCUAGUGCUUGAGGUUUGCUCUGACAUUUGAAACCCCUUUUCCUCCUCUGGAUGUGGUGCCUCAGUGGGAUUGGGAACCACAGAGCCGGGACCACCCAGCUCUGCCAACCUGUCCCUUCUUUUGGAGCUUGCUGAUAGGGAACUGCCCCUGCUCAUCAAACCUGAUUUCCUUCUAUGGCAGGGGAACCCACCUGUUUGAUCUAGGAAAGCCUGUAGAUGGGAUCUUUUUGGGCUUCAGCAAGAUUUGGAUACUGUCUCUUCCAGGAUCCUUCUGGACCAACUGUCCAGCCCACAGCUGGAUAAAYACAUCRUGGGGCAGGUGAGCAACUGGCUCACAGGUCAGGCACAAAGAGUGACAUCAGGCUGGCAUUGGCCACUAAUGAGGUUCUGCAGGGUUCCGUCCUUGGCCUGUGCUCUUCAGUAUCUUCAUUAACAACCUGGACCUAGGAUUGGAAGGAAUACAAGUCAGUUUGCUGACAACACUAAACUGGAAGGAGUUGUUAACUCCCUCAGGGGYAGAGAGGCCCUGCAGAGAGACCCAGAUAACUUACAGAAUCACCAUCCGUGUGAAGUUUAACAAGGGAAGGUGCUGGUUUCUUCACCUGGGAUGGGGCAACCCUGAUUGUCUGAUCUGUCUGGAGUGGGGAACGAGAGGCUGAAGAGCAACUGCAGGAAGGGACAUGGUGGUCCUGGUCAGUGGCCAGUUGGAUCUCAGUCAGCAGUGCCCUGGAGCCAGGAGACAAAUCCCUGUUCUGGGGGGCAUCAGGCCCAGAAUAUGCCAGGAAUGGGAUUGUCCCGCUCUGCUCUGGUCUGGGGGGGCCUCACCUCAGGUGCUCGGGGCAGUUUUGGACACCACAAUAUAAAAAAAGGCAUGGUGCUAUUAAGAGAGUGAACAGAGGAGGCCACAAGGAUGAGGAAGGGUCUGGAGAGGUCUUCUGAGGAGUGGCUGAGGUCACUUGGUUAGUUCAGCUGGAGGAGAGACAGGAGACCUCUGUCUUCAGCUYCUCCCAAGGGGRAGUGGAGGGGCAGGUACCCAUCUCUUCACUCCUGUGRCCAGUGACAGGACUGAAGGAAAUGGCUGGAGCUGAAUCAGGGGAGGUUUUGUUUGGAUAUCAAGAAGUUUUUCUCUCAGAGGGUAGUCAGGCACUGAACAGGCUCCUCAGGGAAUAGUCAUGGCCCCAAAGCUGCCAGAGCUCAAGCGGCAUUUGGACAACACUCUCAGGGAUGCACAGGGCAGGACUGUUGGGGUAUCCUGUGCAGGGCCAGGAGCUGAACUCGAUCCCAAUGGGUCACUUCCAACUCAGCCUAUUCCGUGAUUCUAAAGUCCAGGCUCUGGGAGCAAGUGGCUGACUUGGACAGGGAAAGAGCACCUUGGGGCUCGUCCCAUGAGUGCUGUGGAAGAGACUGGUUGAAUUCAUCUGGAGCCAGUUCAGAAUUCAYGUGAUGACUCCCAGUAGUGACCUGGCCAAGGGGAUGUAUGUCACUGAGUGUGGUUGUGGUGGUGACAGCUUUGCUCGGGACAGUGCACRGAAGAGCCUGUUCCCAACAUGCCAUCCCUCCAUGUGUUCGGGCUGUGGUUUUUGGGACAGGGAGGUGGCCAUCAUCUCGRGAAAAGGUCUGCUGCCUGCCCUACUGAGCUGACAGGGGUUUCUCUCUGAUCCAGGCUGCUUUCCCAUGAUGCCUGGCAGGGACAGCACAGGGGAUUCAUCCCUCCCCCUGAGCAGAUGGGGCCGCUUCAUUUGCUACUUCCAGCGCCGGGGUGUAGGAGCACAGGUCAGAGUGCAGCAGGGACUCAUCUGCUAUCUCCACAGCCUGCCCCAUGGCCCCGGUUUACUUUGGGAGGCUGUCAGCCUUGUAAGUUGGAUGUUUUUCAUGGGAAAGUCUCAUGGAAGUCCUUUCCCCUUGUGCUGGUUCCAUCUGGGGUGGCUCACCCUGUGUCACCCUCAGAGGGAUGCUGAGCGCAGGAGGUGGGUGCUGGCACUGCUGGGAUGGGCUCGGGUGGUCUCAGCUUCCUCAGCUCAAGGACCACGAGCCCCUAACAUGAUGUUUGCACCUGAUGAAAUUGCACUAAUUAUGGGACACCCUGCCCCCCACCCCCACCCCACCCCACCCCCUUCUUGUACCUGGGCAGGCUGGGGGAGCUCCACACCCCAAGCAGGGGCCUUUCCCAGUCACCCACAUUGUCCUUUUGUGGUACUGAGAGCAGAGCSCACCCAAGUGUCACCAUAAUUUGGGGAGCAGCAGCCCCAUCCCUGGGCCCUGCUCAGGACAUGAUGCAGGGGCAGGACAUGGAGGGAGGCCAUGGUUCAUCUGCUCCUGGUGACACCAGUGUACAGGUUCAGGAUGUGUGAACUGCUGGCUCUCCUCGGCCUCCCCUUCCACAUGUAACAUUCCCGCUUCAGUUUUGUUUGGGGGAAGGGUUGUUCUUCCUGUUGUUUUUUUUCCCUUUUAGUUGGAUUUUUUGCAACUUCUUUGUUAAUGUGUGUGUAUAUAUAUAUAUAUAUAUAUAUAUAUAAAAUAUAAUAUAUAUACGUUACUGGGUAUGUCUGUGUAUGGGGAGGCCAGGAGGUGAAGACAGCCCUGGGAUCUUCUUGUUGGCCAUUACAAUGUUCCCCAAACCUGGCAAAACAUGGCUGUGAAUCCACAGGAGCAGAGGGGAUAUGUGGUAGCAUCCCAGCAACAGCUUUCCUUGCRCUGGGCUCAGCCCAGCCUGGAGAGCCCGUAAGGUGGCCAGGCACAUGGGAUGCUAAAGCUCUGUCCACAAACAUCUGUACACAUAAAUAUGAGGCACCCCACUGUCGUGAAUGAAGACUCGGUGUUCUCAUUAUCCAGGACACUGAGUGUGCCAGCCUGCCCUUUCCCCAGUCUUGGAUGGCCACAGGUAUUCUGGACAUCUCUGAGUGCCAGCCAGGUCCUGGUGGAGCCCAGGGCACUCUGCCCUCCCCAGUGCCUUGGAGAGGGCAGGGAUUAAGCUGGUGGUGGRGCCAAGCUGGUGAUGGUGCUGAGCACCGGCCAUGACAUCCCUGCUCGGCAGAGCCCCUGCCAUGCACAGGAGCUGGCAGCCAGCAAGGAGGAACUCAGUAAUUCCCCUCUCGGCCACAGCCCCGAGCUCUGUAAUCCUCCAGCCCAAGCAGCACUGUGCCCCUUUGGCUUGGGACCUUGGGGUGGCCAACUGGGGUGUGCAUCCCUUGGGUUCUCCCAGGAGCCCCACCAAGCAGGACUGGUCCCAGGUGGGAUGGGACUCCCUCUCCUGGAAUUGGCCACUGGGCAGAAACUGCCCUGAUGCUGGAGAAGGGGCAUCGGGGCAGUCUCCUGAGGGGAGCACAGACACACAAACCUGCAGAAGAUAGAGCCCAUUUUUGGAACGUAAGUGCCUAAAAUAUUUAUGAAAAUGGAAAACUUACGGUGCAAAGUGACACUGUGGAAUUAAAUAUUUCUUAGUCUAUGCCUUUGCUCCAGGCUUUUUCCUGUUAAACAUUAACCACCAGCACAUGGAACCUGCCUGGAGAAUGAGUUGCUGCUUCCAUUACAGACAAACCUGUGGCGCUUGCAUUGCUCAGAGCUCUGCCCUUGCUGUGGGGUGUCGGUGACAGAUGGGCUGGAUGACAGCACUGAUGGGCCACAUGCCAACUCUGAUGUUGGUGCUCCUGCUUCUGCCACAAAGAUCCCACUGCUUAAAACCCCACACUGAGGAGUGGGAGGCUGCAGACCCCAGGGCUCACAGCCUCCCAUUUCCAGACCCAGUAUUCCCUGGUUUAGAGCCUGGCAGGGUAGCCCCAGACCACUGCAGCUUUCCAGGUGAUUGCCCCACACCAUCCUAUUCAUCCUACCCCAUCACUCUGCUCCAGCCUGGUGUGCUGCAUGUCCUGGGACAAGUGGGUUCUGGCAGGUGCUCCUGAGCCCUGACCACUUGUCAAACAAAUCAUGACACAGGUCCCAAAAGCCAGCGGUACCCUAACCCUGAUGAGCAGCCCCCAUGGUGGGAGAGACCCUGACCCCUGGCACCCAGCCUGUCCUGAGCCCUGUGACCACCCAGUGAGCAGCAAGGAUGCAGUAAGACCAAAAAUCUCACUAUUCYCAGAGUCUGUACAAGGGCACACAGAUCCUCUCCACAAAUCCAGGACAAUCACACACAUAAGUGUGUACAAAUCCCAUCCUACCUCAGCUGACUCCUAAAUCAGUCCCUCUCAUUUACACCUUCCAGUUUUCCAGUGCUUUGUCUCUACCGACUGGUACAGAGAGGGGAGGGAGAGAAGGAAGGAAAAGACAGGAGCAUUGCAAAGUCGGAGCUAAGGACAUUCCAGAGGUUUGGGUGCCCGUCUGUGCAGAAGCUGGGGGUACCCAGCCACACCGGCUCCUUUCRCCAUGGGAUGGUCCUCCCUGGGAGAGGACCUGCUUCCCCACUCCAUAGGAUUGACACAGCAUGGGGAUCUUCUUUUCUUUUAAACUGAAAAAAUAAAACCUUCCAAAGCAGAAACAUUCCCCGAAUUGCCAUAAAUGGGCACUUGAACAGCAGAGCCUCGGYGUGGAGAGGUGAGGCACUGCUCGGCUCUGCCAUCAGCCCACUCCCAAACUUWGUGAAAAAUCUCCCUGUGCACCCAUCAGAGUCUCGGAUGAGCCUCUGGACCCUUCGGGGGUUCAUCUGCGGGGGCUCAGACUGGCUGUCACAACAGCUCAACAGUGUGGACCGUCUGCUCCGUGCAACCAGAGCUUCCAGACGGACCCUGCGGUGGCGGAAAGGCAAGAAUUCUCUGCAUGGAUGUGUCUGACACACUGCUUCCCCCAUACUGCUGGCAGGAUUCCUGCCUCGGUGGCUCAGGCUAGGAGUGGGUGUUGCUGUGAAUCAUCAGGAUGGAUGUUUGCCCAGUGCGUGGAGAGCUGGCGGGGCUGGGAGUUGGGAAGGGCACACGUUGGCUAAGCAGGACCCGAGGGGUACCGGGAAUCACAUCCUCCCUCCUCCCUAUCCCUCCUCCUCCCCUAUCCUUCCUCCCUCCACCUUGAUGGAAUGAGAGGAAGCUCCACAUGGUAGCUCUGGAGGUUGCUUCAUUCUCUGCAGAACGAUGUUAARUGGGGAAAUGAGUCCUCGAAGGUGAGGAUAUGUUUUCCUUUGAGGUUUUCCAUGGCUGUGCUUCAUUGUCAAAAGCCUGAAGCCCAUCUCCAGGGCAAACCACAGCACAAGGCAAGGCCCAAGGGGAUAAGGAGCACUGAGCCCUGGGACARCAGAGCCAGGAACUCAUCACUGCUGAGGCUGCUCAGGCUGGCUUGGCUCAGAGCCCACUCAGUGCCAGCCAGGGGGGAUGGGCUUAACAGGGGGUGCUGGGCAAGGGGAGAGCAGAAUGCAAAGGAUCAGCCUGUACUGAGAUGGUGCCAGGGAAGAAACAUGGCAGUGCCACCUUUGUGUCCUCUGGCUGUGGCCAAAACCCCCUGAGAGCCAUCACCACCAUGGGAUUCCUCCCGCUUUCCCCUCCAGCCAAUGCUGGGCACAGCCAGCUUCUCCAGUCCUUGCAAAUGCUGAGGAUGGUCCAGGGCUCUCUGUCAUAACUCCUGGAAACCAGGGGAAACUGUUUAAAGGAUGUAAUCCCUGGCCACCUAUUUCUCAGAAACAGCCAGUGCCAGCACAAGCCCAAGCAGGAGCUUUUCCCUUUCUCUUCCUGCUUUAUCUGGUGCCUUUCCCUGUCAGCCUCAGGUUUCUAGGAAACAGCAUCCCUUGUUGUGAAAGCCAAUUUAAAACCAUCACUCACAUGGCAGAUUGUUUCAUGGAAAGGGAAAGGCUGCACUGAAAUGAUGGAAUGAGCUUUGCUGCUGCUUUCCAGGAAUGUGCUUUAAACACAAGAGGCUUCAGCGUCACAAAUACUGAAAAGCAAACCAUAAAUGGAUUCCCCAAGUCAACCAGGAGGGGGGAAAACAGCGUGUGGCACAGGCUUGGGAAGGCUAAUGGCAGGUUUUGGGGGGAUGACAGGAAGAUUGAUGUUGGCUUUUUGCUUUCCAUUUCCUCUGUAGUUCAUGAAAUAUGAAAUAUUAAAAAUCCCUCCCUUGACAAAGCUAAAAAAACUCACUGCCUGGGAACCCUGGGGACCUCCCUGCUCUGGGGAGCUGCAAAAUUAAGAGAUAAGAGAACUCACUGGGCUUAUAUAGCAAGUGGCAUCAAGAUGUCUCAUCCUAUCCCUAUCUGCCGCAGCAAUGGGAUGGGAUGGGGUGGGAUAAUCCUCAUUGGAAAUAAACACUACAGCCCUCCCAUCCAGAAAUGAAAAUCACUUUCACUGAUUAUUUCACGCCAGGUUGGAAAAAAACCCCGAAAUAAUAGUUAAAUAAAUGGACAGAGAAGGACAUCUUGAGCUGCUCAUAGACUGCACAGGGCAAACUAGUUAAGAGUCUGAGCUGGCCUGAAUUAAUCCUUAAUAAAAYUUGAGAUUUUAAAUACUCAUCUGAAUAACCAGCCCCUAAAACUAAGCAUUCCUGAUCAUUAGACAAAUCUGAGCAUUGCUUAAUAUCUUGCAGGAAUAUUCCUGGUCUGGCAAGGGAGUCAUGGACAACACCUGGAACAAGACCAAAAGCCUUUAUUGAAGAAUUUCUGGAUUUUAAGACAUGUGAAGGGGAGGGAAGGAGGAAGGAGGGAGGUGGUGAGGACAUCAGUGCUCGUGUCUCAGAUGAAAAACAUAUGCAGGGGGAACCUUGGGAAUUCUCCUGAGCUGCAGAAACUCAUCCUGAGCUGCAGAAGCCCAUCCUGAGCUCCAGGAGCCUGUCCUGAGCUGCAGGAACUAUCCUGACCCACCUGGAGCAGGUGGCCAUAAAUUCCAGCCCUUCACUGGCGCUUGCAAAUCCCAGCUGGCCUCUCUCCUGAGAACAUCCCAUCCAGGCUAACCACUGCAUCUUCCGAGCUUUGGAGCUGGGCAGGAGCAGCACAGGGACUGAUAAUGGAAUUGGGUCCAGUUCUCCAUGGCAACAAGCAAAAACUGGGUCAGUGCAGGAUACGAGGAGCCAAGCACUCCCAGGAGUUUUAAAAGUAAACACCAGACAGAAAAUAAGACACAGGGAGCCAGUGGGGAGAAAGGGACCCUGGGACCCCUGAGCAGAAUCAGUGCCCCCAUCACCACAUGUCACAGGGAGCAGUGGGUUCCCAGUCCUACCCUGGGAGCAGGGGCACUGGGAGCUCCUGUGGGUCCUUGUGCACAAGACAGUGGAUCCAGGGCUGCACAGAGUGGGGGCUGCUCAGUCCCCAAGGCACACACAGCCCCCUACAGCUACAGUCAGCAACUGAGCCUCAGAAAUGUGUCCUGCCCCCUAKUUCCUAUUGCUUUGAACCCAGUGCCUUCUCUCCACAUGGCCCCUGCUCUCCUGCCCCCUGGCUCUGAUUUGUCCCUGUUUAUUUAUUUACACAGGUGAGCAGGCUGACAUCCAAGAUCGGCAUUCUCUGUGCAGAGGCCAUUGGUGUGAAAAUCCUCAUUACAGCUCCUCCCUGACAGGAGCUCUGCUGGGCUCUGCCUUUGAUCAGCCAGAUUCCUGGAUGGAGGCCAGAUCUGUGUGAUGCAGCCGCUGCCUUUGCUCUGUUCAGAAGCCUUGUGGCAGAGACUCCAUCAUUAUCCCACUGCUAACACUCAGGUGCUACUGCCRUGACAGCCAGUCAGUAAUUACCUGWGUGAUGGGGUCAGUGCUGAGCUGUCAGGGCAGCAGCGAUGGGUGAGGUGAUUUGAGGGGGCUGCAGGGCAGAGUGGGAACAACUGGGUGGAACUGGGUAAUUUUUAAGGGUCCUUCCAACACAAACCAUUCAAUGAUUCGAGRAAGCUAAACACCAGAACAAUGAGAAAAUGACCUGCACAGUUUCCUCAACGCCCAUCAGAGCCACGAAUUUGUCUGCUGUGGUUACUGAUGGUCAUGAGGAACCAUCACCACCUUCAGCCACUUUGAUGAUUUAAUUGAUACCUGGGCUCUGAGCUUUCAUGUACUGAAAUAUAUGUCCAUCAUUUGACAGACCUUUGCCCUUCAUUUGUCAUUAAAAUCCCUCUGUUCUGUUCCCAGGGUGUCACCCUGAUGUGAAUAACUUCUCUCAAGUGGUGUCUUCAUUUGUAAAAUGGGCUUUUUAAUCCUGCUCCACCUGAUAAUGAAUUAAACACGCUCUUAACAUUCAYAAUGAAUUAAACACGCUCUUAACACAGCACCUGGAGGAC